This is a messenger RNA of Zonotrichia albicollis (white-throated sparrow), 17719 nucleotides long. The record is from RefSeq and is a predicted model, not a curated record. NCBI's taxonomy places the organism in Eukaryota, Metazoa, Chordata, Aves, Passeriformes, Passerellidae.
GCAGCUGUUUGGAGAGGAGGGCAGGAUCAGAGAGGUGGGCAGCUUUCUGCACAUGAGAGGAAUUAAUCUGAGGCUGAAACAGAAAUGUUUGUAUGAAGAGAGAGAGCAGAAGGAGGAAGAGUUAUUGUAGAAGUUGAUGACAAAGUGGCAAAAGUCAGAAAUAUAAAGGUUGACAGUAGACUUGACAGCAGUUGGGACUCUAGAGAAAAAACUGUGGCCUUCAGCUUUGACUAUUGCUACUGGUCAGUUGAUCCUGAGGAUCCAAAGUAUGCAUCUCAGGAAAUGGUGUUCCAGGACCUUGGCACUUCUGUGUUGUCCGGUGCUUUUAGAGGAUACAACAUCUGCCUCUUGGCAUAUGGACAGACAGGUUCAGGAAAAACUUACACAAUGAUGGGAACACCUGCAUCCAUUGGGCUGACACCUCGUAUAUGUGAGGGCCUCUUUUCUAGGAAGGAUGAUUACUCAGACCAGAUGGCAUCAUGCAGGGUAAAGGUCAGUUUUCUUGAAAUCUAUAAUGAGCGUGUCCGAGACUUGUUAAAGCAGUCAGACCAAAAGAAGCCUUACACCCUUCGAGUUCGAGAGCACCCUGAAACAGGACCGUAUGUCCAAGGUUUGACUCAGCAUUUAGUUACAGACUACAAGCAAGUCGUAAAACUUCUAGAAGAAGGAAUAGCUAAAAGAAUCACAGCAGCUACACAUAUUCACAAUGCCAGCAGCAGAUCCCAUGCUAUCUUCACCAUCCACUACACUCAGGCUAUAUUGGAGAACAAUCUUCCCUCUGAAAUUGCAAGCAAGAUCAACUUAGUGGAUCUUGCAGGCAGCGAAAGAGCUGAUCCCAGUUACUGUAAAGAUAGAAUUACCGAAGGUGCCAAUAUUAACAAGUCAUUAGUUACACUUGGAAUUGUCAUAUCUACUUUAGCACAAAAUUCCCAGGUGUUCAGCAGCUGCCAGAGCAUUAACACCCUGACCAGUGAAGGGGAGAGCAGCCGUGUGGAGAGCCCUCCCUCGGGCGGCAGACGGCCGGCUUACAUCCCCUACCGCGACUCCAUCCUCACCUGGCUGCUGAAGGACAGCCUGGGCGGCAACUCCAAGACCAUUAUGAUUGCCACUAUCUCACCUGCCAGCUCCAGCUACAACGAGACCAUGAGUACCUUGAGAUAUGCUGCAAAUGCCAAAAAUAUUAUUAACAAGCCCAGAGUAAAUGAGGAUGCAAAUGUGAAACUGAUCAGAGAACUGAGAGAAGAAAUUGAUAGGUUGAAAACUAUGCUGAUGAGCUUUGAACUGAGAAAUUCCAGUCCCUCUUGGAGUGAUGACAAGGAUGGCAAUCUGACAGAGCUGGUCCUUCAGAAUGAAAUGAAGAUUGAGCAAUUGACCAAAGACUGGACAAAUAAGUGGACAGACAGAAAAGCCAUCAUGGAAGAAUACAGUGUGGACAUCAACAAAGAAAAAGCUGGAGUAACAAUAGAUUCUAAUUUACCUCAUCUAAUGGCCAUGGAUGAUGAUAUUCUCAGCACAGGAGUGGUGCUAUACCAUCUCAGGGAAGGAACAACCAAAAUCGGAAGAAGUGACUCAGACCAAGAUCAAGACAUUGUUUUGCAGGGGCAGUGGAUUGAAAGGAACCACUGUCUGAUAGAGAACCAGGGCGGCAUCGUGACGCUGCGGCCGGGCCCCGGCGCGCGCUGCUCCGUCAACGGCUGCGAGGUGGCCGGCUCCUGCCGUCUGUCACAAGGGGCCCUUGUUGUCCUUGGCAAAUCUCAUAAGUUUAGAUUCAAUCACCCAGCAGAAGCUGCUAUCUUAAGACUAAGAAGAUCAAUUAAUGAAACCCCACCCACUAUGAGUUAUGGAGCUUUGGACUGGCUCAAUUUGGAUGGAAGUUGCAUCAAUUCUCCACACUAUAUCCUUUCUUCUUUCUACAAUCAAAAAUGUAGAAACUGUGAAGAAAACAAAUGUUCUCUUGAACCAAGCGGAGAAAUAGAUGCUGUGCAUGAAGAGUAUAAGCAGAAACUGAGAGACCAGGAAGCUUUCCACAGAAAACAAAUUCAACGACAGCAGCUCUAUGUUGAGGAUUUAAAGCAGCAGAUUCUGAGAGGACAGAUCAAAGCAGAGCGGGAACUAGAAAAUGACCAAGCACUCAUCAACCAGCAAAUCCAAGAACACCAGCAGUGGCUUAUAAAUGAGAAUAAACGUCUGGCUGCCCUUCAGCAGCAGCAGCAGAGGGAGUUUGCAGUGCAAACAGAGCCAGCGCUGUGUGCAGAGGCUGAGGUGCAGAGCACCACUGGGCUGGAAACCUGCCUUUCCCUGCUGCAGCAGAACAAGAAGAGACUGGUGCAGCUGGAGCUCUUGCAAAGGUACUCCUUAAAAAAGGCCGAAAGAAACAUAAGGCGGAAGAAGGUCAAGUUCCGGCUGGAAAGGAUAGUCAAGAAGCAGAAGCUGUUGGAAGCCAAGCAAAACCUGGAGCAGCUGGAAGCUAGCUGCUGGCUCAGUGAAGAGUGUGUGAAACAAUCCCGAGGCCUAAGUGAUAAUAUUGCUGUACAGUGCUCUUUGGAUCACCACUUGCAAAAGAGACAGAAAGUGCUGGGUUUGAGGCACAGGCAUUUGUUCUGUGACUCGUACCUGCCCCAGGCACCCAGCUGUUUUUCAAAGAGGGAGUCUGUCUCCAAGAUAUCUACCUCACCAAAUAUUGAUCAAUACUGUAAAGGUAGUAGAACAGAGAGGUUGUCACCUGUAGAAUACCUUUACGAAAGUGAUAAAGACAUUUCUGGGAGUGAUGACCUUAAUGAUGGAAAGGGGAUCUCCUUUUCAGUCCAGAGGCAGCUAACUGAAAAACAAAAAACAUCUUCAAUUGAAAAUAAAAAAGGAGGAGAGAAGUACUCUAAUGAUUCAGCUAUCAUGGCUUAUAUCAAUAAAAAUUAUAAAAAAAUGGAAAAGUUGGAUGACAGUCCAGGGCAAGCUGGAUCUCAAAACCAGACCUCUAAACGUUCCUCUCCUGAUCUUUUUAAGGAGAAAGAUGAGCCUAAAACCUUUAUUACAGGGAGAAGAAUGACAAAAUCAAAGGUGCUAGGAGAUUUAAGUCAGCCUGCCAGCAGCAAUGUAGCACAAAAUAAACCUCAGGUAUCCAAUAAAAAGAUUAGAAUGGAUAUCAAUGGAAAAGGCCAUAGGACUUCUCCAGAAAACUUUCCUAAACAAAUGAAGAAAACAGUGUAUGGAAACCCACCAUCAGUGCAUCUAAACCAAACAGUCAAGAACUGCAGGAGAGAGGCAAAUUCAGCCUUGCCAAGUCAUGAGAAAUCAUCAGCAGAAGAGAAAGAAUUUCUGAUGGCAGCGACAUCAGUAGGAAAUCUCACUAAGAUGAACUCACAGACACCACUCUCUCAUGUUGAAAAAAAGUGGCACAGUGCUGAGAUGCUAAGUGCUGGAGUGCCCAAGACAGCCACAGAUAUGCUGGAGAACUGGCAAGAGGAUGAUGAAAAUGAGAUUUCUGAUACUGACAGUUCCUAUUCUGUCGAUUCACUCUCCUGUGCUUAUGCAAAAGCUGUUCCAGAGAAACUGAAACUGGAAGAUUUUGACAGAAAUAAAUGUCUUGCCAACCCAGAAGAUUCUGAGAGUGAUGACAGUCAAAUGUCACAAGACUCUCUGAUAGAAAAGGAAAAUAAAGCCAAAAAGCAAAAUACAAGCCAAUUUCACAAGUCAAAGGCCCAUCAUGAGCCAGCUAAGCUUUACAAAAGCAGAACUGAGAACCAUAUUUCAUCUUUGGUGACAUCAUAUGCAUCUCGUAGGAGACUGGGAAAGGCGGAAAGAAGCUUUUCUCUGGAUAGCUUAGCUGAUGGAGAAGAGAUGCCAGCAGAAGAUCUGGUAGAAGAAUCCAAAUCUGACUCAUCUGAUGAAAUGCCAGCAGAGAUUUUCUGGAAGUUACAAACUCCUAAAUUACCAGCUAUACAGAUUGAGGAAAACCAUGAAUCCAAGACCUGCAACAGAGAUACAGAAGGGGCAAAUUAUGAUCAGAAGCUGAGCAGUUCCUUUUAUUUGAACACCAAGCCACACACUGCUUCCAGUAAUGCUUGCAAACAGUUGCUGAAGGGAACAAAAGUCUCCUUUGUAGAGCAAGAAAGGUCUCCUGAAAGAAGACUGUAUUAUGCAAGUGGUAAUCCUUUGCUUAAUAAUGAUGCCUGGUCUUCCUGUGACUCAAAGGUUGACAUCAGCAGCCCCAGAAUAACAGCAUCUUCUUCCCAUGAAAACUUGGAAUUUCAAGAUGCUCAUCUGUGCUCUUCGAGCAAACCAGAACUUUGGCUAAAGAAAGAUGAUCUAAAGCAGUCAGCUGCUGAGGUUUCUUUUGUGUGUGGCUCUAAGCAGAUUCACAGCAUUACUCACAGUCCACAUCAUGUAAUCCAAAUAAAUUCAGUUUUCUCCUCUGAUGCAUUGGAAGUACCUUUACCUGAAACAACAACUGCAAGCAGGACUCCUGAGAGUGGAUCAUUAAAUAAGAUUUUAAAGGGAUGGACGAACUCUAAUGAAAAUUCCUCCUUGGAAUCUGCAAAUAUAAAGUUCUCGUUUGCUAGCUCAGUAGGACCAAGUUCCUCUUUUGUUCCUACUUCAGCAGAGCAUGAUUAUUCUGAACAUUCAAGGUCACACCAUCCUGAACAAGAACAACUGGGGGAAUUGUCUACUUGCAGGUCUGUUACUGAAUGUGCACAAACCUUCAGCUGUUUGGAAAGCACCUCCACUGCAGGCUGCUUGUCACUGGUAUCUAAGAAAGAGGAGAAUUCUGUCACCGUGUUGCCUGUGCAAAUUGUGGAGCAGACAAAUGGCUGUGUAGAUACAGGUUUAGAAGAUGGCUUAUUCCAAACUUUUUCAAAAGAUGAGCUUGACAAUGACUACAAUAACUUGAAGUCAGAGUCAAGUGUGGCAGAUUCAGGCAGUGGAAGCGCACAUGUCAGUGAACCUGCUGCUCAGUGUUCUAUGGGGCUUGCUCAUAAUAUGACCUCAACACAGACAUCUGCAGUAAAACACAUCCAGUUUGGAAACUGUGGGCAUCUUUUUCCAGUACAAAAAAUACCAACAUGUUGUGAUGAAGGUUUCUUCCUCAGUGACUUAACAAACAAGAGCUGCUCUCUAGUGAGCAGUUACAAGCUUGAGAUGCUGGCUGGACAAGGAGCAGAGUCAACUGAUACAGAAGAACCCCCCAGGUCUGGGGAGAGUAAUUUGGAAACCAUGCAAGAAACAGAUCAUGAGCAAAUACCUGCAGAAGUAACUGCAGAGACAGAUUUUCCCUCACAGAAGGUAACAUAUCAAUGUCACCCUUCAGUUGUUGCUGCCAGCACAAGCUAUGACCAGUCUGCAACACCAAUAGAGAUGUCUCAAAAAGAGAUAAUCUGUAUGGAAAUAAGCACAGAUAGCUUGGCAGACAUUGUGCCAGAGGUGCCAUCAUUCACAGAUCAUGAUGAAUACAUGUCAAAGGAUGAAGACUUGUCUUCACUAAAUCAUUAUGAAUUCAAACAUAAACCUGAUUCAAAGGAUUAUUCCCCUGAAUGUGCCCUAGCAGACAGUCAGGUGAGUUGCUUAUCGCAGCAAAUUUCAGAAAAUUCUGCAUUAUGCACUGAUAACAUAAGAGAAGAAAGCAGUGAAAGCAAAGAACACAAUGUACUGAAUUCUCAGGCUGUAGUUCAGAAAGAAUUUUCAUCCAAAUAUGAAAACCUAGUGGUAAAUGAAGGAAGUUAUUUCCUACUGAAUGUAAAUGGGAAAAACACCAAGUCCUUUCCUGCUGCUAUUUGUGAGAAUACAAAUUAUUUUCUCCCAGAAUCUAAUUCAAGCCUAUUUUACAAAAUUUCAAAAAAAGCUAAUCUUUUUCAAAGUGCAUGUGAGACCAAAAAUUAUGAUAAACUAUUGGAGCAUGUCACAAUCGUGAAAGGAAAUUGUGAUGCUACAUCUAAUCUUACCGUGGAAGUCGGUGUCACAAAAAGUUGUUCUGAUGUACAUUCUGGCUGCCUCUGCCCAACAUGCUCCUCAAAAUCAACAGGACAGAAAAACACUGCACACAAGACAACUGACAUUUCUGCAGAAUUUGGUGCCUCUGUUCUCUCAGAAACAGAAACACGGAACAAAUCUUUACUUGAAUCUAGAGGGGAGGAAGAAGCAUUUUUUGAAAGUGAUUGCCCAGUGGACUUUCAUGCUGAGUACAAUGCAAAUUCAGAGUUGGGAAAAGACUUUGAAUGCAACACAAAUGCAUCAGCUGCCAUUUCUCAAGAGGAGAGUUCUUGCAGAAAUAAAGAAUACAAAAUUUUCAGAGACAUAGAAAUGGAUGCAGAAGAAGCCAUGGCUCCUUAUCAGAAUACAGGGACAGCCACAGACGAGGAAAUAACAAAAUCAAUUAAUACUGCAAGCAACUUAGAAAAAAGUGCAUUGGAAAUUAAAUCCAGACACACUGAAAGUUUACCUGACAGACCAGCAGCCCAAGUCCAAAGUAUAACUGAAGACAGUAAAAAGGAUUUUAAAGACAUUGGUCUAACUCAGAACCCAAAGAAAUCUACUGAUAUCACAGCUUGUGAAGUUCACUGUGAGUUUAAUACAAAUCUGUGCCUGAGACAUGAAGAGGUGCACAAAGAUGAACUGCAGGAAGCCGUCACAGGGGCAGAACAUACUCAGGAAUCAAAAGCGCUUGUGCAUUCUGGCAGCCAACCUGAAACAAGCAGCUUUUGCCAAAAAGAAAUAAGUGAGAAAACAGAAAUAGGUAUUUAUUCAACAGAGCUUUCUGUUGCUCCCAAAACCACUCCUUCAUCUGUGUGUUCCCACACAACAGAUGUUAUUCAGAAUACUUUGGGAUUCCUUGAUACUUGCAAAGGGUUUUUACAGAUGAAUGGAACAGCAGAGAAUGUAGCUGAAACAGUACUAAUCCCAAGGAGGCAAGGAAAUAUUUCAGCAAAACCUGAAAAUGAAGGACAAAUAAAUUCUAACAAUAUAAUUGAGCAUUGUGUACCAAACUGUUUGCCCCAGGAAGACAAGGUUAAUGAAUGCGAAGUGACUGGGAGUGAAGAACAAAUGACCAUGACAAACCCUGAGGAGCUGGUUAGUAUGGGGCAAAAAGAGUUAUGCACAGAUGAAAAUGUUUACUUUAAUGAACAGUCUCCAGCUCUGCGUCAAGUGUACUGUGACAGAGGUGACACAGAAGAAAUUUUAGAUCAAUUUAAGAUCCCUGAAAGGUACCUGAUGGCUUCUGAAGUAGAAUCAAAUAUACUGUUAGGGGAUGAUUCAAGAUACCAAGACCCUACUGAAAUGAGUGAGGAUGGUGAUUCAGUGGGCUCUGCUACAGAGAUAGGAAAUGUAGUUGAUGCAUAUGAAUAUUCAGUUAAAGAUAGUGCUAAUAUUGACCAAUACAGAACUAAACAAAAAUUUACAAGUCUUGACAGACAUACAUGUAUGAGUUUCUCUGUGGGAUCUCCUGACCAUGGCACUUCAGAAAACUUGAACGACGAUAUUGUUAGAAAAAGUUUUGACAUUUGUGAAUUGGAUCAAGUAGGCUCCAGAGCUGAGGAGGAGACAGUGCAAUUGAUGAAGCUAGUAGAAAUGGCCAAAGCAGACAGAAAAAAGCAGAUACAUGUAGCAAACACAGAGGAUGUAGAUGUGAUCUUUUUACAAAACCUGGAUGAACUCUUCUCCGAAAACAAAGGCAGUUACCAAAUGACACAUGAUGACAGCAGAUUAAAUGAAAUAUUAAGAGAAAGCCAGUGGGUGUCUACCAGCUUUUCUGGAAAUAAUGAAGACAUUAGCCAGCAACAAAAUCCACCAGCAUCACAGACGUGUACAGAAAAAAACCAAGAGCUUCAAGACUCCCCAUGUCAGUCUAUAAAUCAGCAUUUAUAUCUUGGAGGAAGUGAUGAUUCCCAUCUUGUUCAAGAUGCUCCCACUGCACUGAGAGGAUGUACAAAACCAUCUAACAGCAGUCUUGGAACUGGAGCUGUUCUGCCUUACUACAAGACGUUAAUGGAGAGUGAGAUCAGUGUUGGUACAUCUGUUGCAGCCAACAAAAUGGGAGAAACAAACAAACAUCUUCCAGCUAAAACACCAAGUAAGAGUGUACCUCUUCUGCAAACCAGCACCAUGCAGCAGAGGCAGGAGGAAGAAUCCUUUGUAUUUAAAAAUGGACCUGAUUAUGCCAUAUCUGCACAACCUGUCCAUGAGAACAGCUCUUUCACUCCCUACAGUGCAGAUGGCCUUGAGUGCGGAACUGUUGUACUUCAGCAAAGGGCCAAGGGAAGCUCAUUUUUCUUGGAAAAAUUAGAUUCUUCUGAAGAUAUCAUACAGGAUAUUAAUAAUGUUUGUGAAGAACACGGUAUGAAUUUCAUGGUUAAUGAAUUAUUAAAAGACUGUCCUAAUUCCAUAGAAGAUACAGCUCAAGAGGUAAAGGAUACCAUUGUGCCUGAUUCACUAAUGUUGGAUACUUCAAAUCUGCUGUCUUCCUCAAAAGAAGAAGUGAUGGAAGAUGUAGGGGUGGGAAAAUCCCACUCUUUACUAGAAAGCUCCACCCAAAAAAUAUUUCAGAAUAUUAAUACAACUCAGAUAGUACCUCACUUGGGGGCUUCAUCAGUGCAUGAUGAGAAGACAUUUUUAAGUGCAAGGUAUCCAACAGCAAACAGUAAAUGUGAAAAUGCCGAGUUUCCCAGUGUAGUGGGUUAUCAGCACGAGCCCACAGAAAACCAGGAGCAUGAAGCUUCUGAAGAGUGCUGUGUAGACCAAUCAGGCAAUGCUGCUUCUGAGAAUUCUUCAGCCCUUUCAGAAGGCCUGAACAAAUCUCCAAAGGAACAUCCACAUUAUAGUAAAGACUUUCUAAAUUACAAUAGGAACUUGGACACUUCUGAAUGUUCUCCUGGUCUUCUAAAUUGUCCAGCACCAACUGCAGAUAGUUUAAUUGUCAGCAGUGGAGACAAAGGUAUAAAUAAUAAUGUUCUCUCUGAAGAAACAAAGUACUUUGAAAGUGAAUCAACAGAUUUGAGUGUAUCUGUAACUUUUCCUGGUGUUUCUCAAAAAGGAGACAAAAAGGAAAAUAACUCCGCAGUUGCAGAGACCAGAUAUGCUCAGAGUAAUAAACUCCCUGGAGAAGUUGUGGAGCAAAAGGAGGAAAUGGUUCAAGGUUAUUUCCAGAACUGUGGUGACAUAAAAGAAGAUAAAAUUCAUGAGUUCUCAGAACACUGCAGUAACACUAACAGGGUGACUGUACCAGAAUCGGGUCUGCUCAGUUUCCAGAGCCAAGGACAGACUGGCUGUAAUGAAUCAAAGUCUCUGCCAUCACACUCUGCAGAAGAAACUGCCCCUGAGACACCAUUUCAAAGCUCCAAGAACUUCAGGGCUUUUACCACAUCUUCUUUACUUGGGGACUCAAAAUCUCUAGUAUUUAAUCAGCUUGAGGACUCAUUUCAGGACAGCUGUUUGACUGAGAAAGUGUCCUGCAAUUCUGAAGAUAUGUGCUCUGUAAAAGGAGAUUUUCCCCUAUCAUUAGCAAGAGUCAAUUACCCAGCCUUAACAGCAUUUUCAGAAUUUCCUUCAACUGCAGAUAUAGGUCAUGAUGAAACUAGCACAUAUGAUACUUCACAUUCAAAUAUAUUGAAACAGUCUCCAUUUGGUGUUUUGCAAAUACAAGACACGCAGUCAGAUAAAGCUGUGGUAUUUGAUGAGCCAAUAUGUGCUUCGGGAAGUAUUUUACUUUCUCUUGCAAAAGAAAACAGGCAUUUUCCAGUCUCAGACAUAGACUGUACUUCAUAUGAAAAUUCUGCUAUAGAUAGGGAACCUGCAUACAGAAGUAAUAAUAAAAAACCUGACAGUGAUACAGAAAUUGAUCAGCAUUAUUGGGAUAAAGUUCCACCACAAGAAGCUUGCAACAAACACAUAGAGAAAAUACCAAGUGAUAAUUCUCUUUUACUACCAUCAUUACCUUUUUGGGAUACUAGCAGGACAAUUCUUAUUAAAGAGGGACAAAUGACAAAUACACUUAACAGAAGUAAGGAAGAGCUGCAUUCAAAUAUUGAGGCUGAACAUUUUGCAGUAAAGACAGAGCAGAGAAAAAUGUUAAGUAGAGAACCUGCUGAAAAGCAAACUAGUGUAUCCUCAAAUUCUCCAAAUGAAUUAACAGGCUCAGCAGUUACAGUGUUGGAAAAUCUGUAUCCAAGAGAUGUUCAAGUGGAUCCUGAAUACACCUGCAAUUCAUUUGGUCAAGCAUAUCCCACAUAUGGAAGCCCUGAUCCCAGGCAACCAUAUCACACUGCCUUGGGUUUUGAAAGAAACCCUGCAGAUCUGCAAGUUAACUGUCAGUAUGUGCCUGCAGGUGAACAUAUAGAACAGGUGCCAGACAGAACAAAUGCAGAUGGUAGAAAAGAGAUUUUUCUUUGCAAAAAUAAUACAUGUUCAAGCAUUGAUAGCACUGAUGCUGAGGCGAACACUUGUUCAACAAUGGGAGACACUACAAUGAGGAAUAAUACCCUGAAAUUAGAAAGACUCAAUUUUCCUGUAAAAAAUAAUGAAACAUCCUCCAUAAAGGUUUUGCCAGAAAACCAUGAUUUAACUCUUCAAGAAUCCAAAUUGGUGCAACUCAGGAGCAAAAGAUCAUAUUCUACCACACGGAGUACAAAGGGCUGUAAACAGAGUGAACUGAGACCUUAUUUACGAAGUCACAGAGUAUCAGCUCCAGCUAUUGCUGUUUUCUCUGACACAGAAUGUACUUUGGAAGCUUCAUCUAAGGCAGAUUCUUUGUUGUAUUCUGCAUCUAAAUCACUGCAAGAUUUGAAUAUGAGUGUAGAGCCUCCGUCACCAACUGAAGAUGAUCUUUAUGGAAUUGAAAGAUUUUCAAAGCAGGAAUCGAAGAACUUAUUGCAAGUUAAAUCUAAACCAAGAUUUCAGCCAAAAAUGGCGCAAAUGAAAAAGCUUGCAAACUGUGAUCCCAAAAGCUUACAAAAUUUAACAGCAAGAAGCCAAAGUAGCCAGUCUUUGAAAGAUUGUACUAGUCAAUCUCCAUCAUCCUUACUGCCCACAGCUCGCAGUUCUGUGUGUGCAGAAGCAAAUGUCCAUUCAAAGAGCAAUUCUGUAGCUCAAUGUAGUGAAGGGGAAGGAGAAGAAGCUGGAUACCAGCCAGAAACUGAUUUAUUUUUGCAAGAUAAUAAAGAUGCAAUGCAUUUUAGAUCAAGUGAUAUCAACCCAUACAUUCACCCAUGGCAACAAGAUGGAGCCUGCAAGAUUGGCUGGAAACAGUAUGCUUUUGGAAGUGCAAGUGAUGUCUCUUGCAAUCAAAUUCCUUUGAAUAUGGAAAAUCGUAAAGUUAUGAGAUGUUCCAGUGUAGACAAUGGAUUGAACUCUCAAAAUUCUCCUUUUCGUUCUCAUCUAAGUUCAUAUGCUACAGCAAAAGUUUUGUCAAGCACUUUGAGUAGCAUUGAAGGUCUUCAAGAAUGGGACAGUGUCAGACAAGACUUUAAAUCAGCGUACUCAAGUGACAGUACCAAACAGUACAGCAACAUAUCCAGCGAAACACUGGAGACUAACUCAGAAAACAACACUGCUGAACUUGAGAAUCCUUCCACACUACCUGGUAACUCUUCAAUGCAGGUUGAUGAAAUUGUACUAUUGUAUCCUUCAGAGUCUGAAAAACCUUCCAAUAAACCUCCAGGGAUUACAUGUGAGCAAGGAACACAAACUGCAACUACAGGAAGGUAUAAAAGGCAGAGAAGACAUCAGAGAAGCUAUACAGAUGUUUCUGCAAAAAAGGAGGAAACAAACAGAGAUUUAUUUUAUCAACCUUCUUCUUGGACAAGCAUGCAAAACCUGUCCAUGCAUCUGUCACAGCUACUUCAGAACACUUCUGAGUUGUUGGGAAACCUUUCCCAACAGAGUAUUAUAGACAGUGAGCAGAAUGCCAAAAUCAGCCAAAAAAGAACUGAAGGUGCUGUUAGGUCUGAUAGCUGUACUCAGACUACAGCAGAUGUCAGCACUCAGACUGAGAUUUUGGAAAAACCUCAAAGCAAACAUGAAGAAAAACAAGUGGAGGCAAAAAUGGGAAAGGAAUUGAGGGCAGCUCAGGCAGUAAAUGUUGAUAGGAAAAAAAUUGGUGCAGAUGUAGUAGGAGAGAUUCCCAAAAGGAAAGAGGAAACACUCACUCUUGAAGAAAGUACACAAGAACAAACAGGAAUGAAACGCCUGGGCAAUUCUGACUUCCAUGACAGUCUUGACAGCAUUUUGGAAGACUCCUUUAUGCAUCUGCCUUCUUUACCCAAAACUUCCACCCCUAUCUUACAUUUUCAAAAAACAUCACUAAAGGCACAGCAGAAUGUUGCUUUUGCUAGCACCAGAGUUUCACCUCUCACACCAUCUUUGCCAAGUUCAGGGCAAGAUGGUUCUUCAUGCACUGUAGUUAGCAGCCCUACUAAUAGCACCUCUCAAUCUCCAACGUCUUGCACUCAGGAUAAAAGAAGUGUCAAUGAAACAGAGACUCCAGCUGAAAGAAAAUUUUGGUACAAAAAUACCCUGCUAGUCGACAGGGCCUCUUCCCCUAUUCUUACUCUUAGUGCUAGUCCCAGCAGCCAGACUGCUUUUAGCAAGUCUGUCUGCCCUACUAAAGAACCUCUUGGAUAUUCCAGUGUUGCUUCAAGUCCCCUUCACACCAAGAGAAAGCUGAGGGCAGGUCCACAGUUCAGCAUGCAACAUCAUGUGGACAAUUUUUCACAGACAGAAACAGACAGUGAAUCAAGCAUCUCUAGAGAACACAAGAGCAUAAGAAAGAAAUCUGGAACUUUCUCUGAUAAGAAAGCAGGCAAAGACCUUUUAGGGCAGGAUGGUUCAAAAGACUUGGAACAGCAACAUAGGCUGAGGGUUGACACCCACACUACCAUUUGUGCAGAGCGGCUGUAUCACUCCAGCAGUAUGCUGGAGGUGUCAGGCCACAGUGAAGUGGUAACAGGUGAUGUCAGAGACCAGGGCUCCGUGGCACAUUCCCUUCAUUGUAUGUAUGUUACAAGGGGUGGAAGAGCUCCUUCAGGUGGAAUCAGGCACGAAAAGUACUCUGGGAAUUCUGAUACUGCUUUGAUUCACAACUACCCUUCUCCAAAUGCUGACUUACUUUUUAAUCAAAAAAUUAGUGCCACUUGUUCAAGUAAGAAAAAUGCUGGCACAGCCUCAGAACCUCUGGUAGGAGCAUCUUCUGUACAAUUUCAUGAUUUCUUCUGGAAGAGUGAGGAAAGCUGCCCUCCUCCACUUUCUGAUGUGAGCGACGUGCAGACAUCCUUCCAAGAUGACAGUACAGAAUCGGUCACUGGGAGUGAAUGUGACACCGAAAUCCCUCUCAGCAAGAACUCUGCUUCUGCCAAGCCCUGCAGGCCUCGGAGCUACAGCCUCCGUGACUUACCCAUACACAACAAAUUCAGCAACUGGUGUGGUGUAAAGAGCAGCACUCCUCCUUUUCUCCUCGGCUUGAGCGGCAGCGUGACCGAUUUAAGGGGUCAGGCAGACAAGAAGCCUGGAAGCACACAAUCAACAGAAGUGGAAGGGAAUUACCAGUCUUGUGACAGCAGGAGCAGAGAGAUCAAGAGACUUCAGAGAGAGCGUGCCCAGAUCAUGUCCAGCAUUCACCUGGAUCUGCAUCAGCAUCCCCUCACAGUGGAACUGACUGAAGCAAAGCUCAAUUAUGGCAUUGGGGAAACAGAUGCCCUGCUGAAGGUCCUUCAGAGAGGAGCUGCAGAUGAGCCAGGGUCAAUUCCAGUGAAGCAGCAACUUUAUGAAAGACACAUGAGAACUAUUGAAACUCUGAGGAAGGAAAGAGUAAAAAGGCUCCAAAGAUACCAAAGAAGCCGAAGCCUGAGCCCCCUGAAGCAUUUGAGUCUGUCCCAGACUCUGGAUGCAAGUCAGAGGGAUCCAGAUCUCCCCAGCAGACGCCGAGAAUAUCUGCAACAGCUGAGAAGAGAUGUGGUGGAAAACACCAGAGUUCAAGAACCAAAAAGAAGAAGCAUUCAGCACCCUUCAGACAUUGAACUGCUGCUCCGAGACUAUCAGAGGGCACGAGAGGAAACCAAAACUGAAAUUGCAAGAGCUAGGGACAAACUGAGGGAAAGAGCAGAGCAAGAAAAAAGGCGGAUACGGGAACAAAUACUUUCUCAGUUACAGAAGGAAGAAGCGAGACUGAAGACUCUUGCAAGUACGAGCACUUUAUGUACAGACUCCAGCCUCAGCCUGUCCUCUGGCCCAACAUCUGGUUACAACAGCAGUAAUACUGCCACAUACACCGCAAGUCACUUCAGCAGCCAGGAAGGGCAGGUUUCUUCUGGAAAUACUUUGGUUACAAGGAAUACACGAGGUCGCUCAGCUGUUAGAAAUAGUCAGCUUUAUACAUUAGAACAAUUGCAUAAGGAUUCAACAUUUGAAGCCAGCAAAAUUCAGCCACCUCUUCCUUCAAGUGGCACCAGCUGUAGGUUCACUCAUGGAUUAACAAUUUCUGUCAACUCCUCUUCAACAAAAGGAUACCAAGAUUUAUCCAAACAUAUCUUGGCUAAUGCUACCACUGAAGUAAUGGCAGCAUGCUCUCAGAACCUGAGGAACCUCUACACGUGCCAAGCAGCAGCAGGGUGGAAAUACCAGUGUACAGAAAAAGAGGUGCAGGUGUACUACAAAGCCUUUCCUUCAGCAACAAGACAUGGAUUUCUGGGAGCAGGAGUGAUAGAAAGGCCUCUUCCCUUUGUGUGGGGACUGGUGAGAGAUCCUGUCAAGAGGCAUCUCUAUGACAGCUCUAUCAAUACAGCUCAAAUACACAAGAAGGUAACCAGCCACAUCCACCUGGUAUAUAUAGUGACUGAUACCUCCCUGUGUUACCUAAAGCAGCCCCGGGAUUUCUGCUGCAUUACUGCAGAAGCCAAAGAGGAGAACUUGUCUGUCCUGGCUUUUCAGUCUGUCUAUGAUGCAGCCAUGCCUCAGCCUUGUAAAGAAGCAGUGAGAGGGGAGAUUUUGCCAAGUGCUUGGAUACUGGAACCUGACAUAGUGAAUGGAAGAGAGAUCACCAGAGUUAUUUACAUGGCACAGGUGGACCUUGGUGCCCCGGCCAUCCCCGCCAGGCUCCUGAGCUCUGUGGCGAAGCGGCAGCCCCUGGUGAUCGCUCAGCUGGCUCACCUGCUCACUGCUUAGUGCUGCUGCACCGCGGGCACUGAAGAGCUCCUGACAGCUCACAGGGACACACGGGCGUCAGAAAGCGCCAUGGAAAAUGCUGCCUCCUGAGGCAGCCACCACCACGCCUCACUUCAGGAGCCUGGUUGCUACUGCUGGACUCUAUGGAAGUGCAGUUAGAGAAAAGGAUCAUUUGUUUUAGCCAACACCACUUAUAAGAAAUGCAGCAAGUUUAGUGGGGAACAUCUUCUCCUGGAAACAGCAGUGGAAAACCUCCAUGAAAGAGAAGAAAGGUAUACUGCUCUAUAAAGAGCAGAGGAAGAUACCUUGCCUUACAAUAGCCAGAAUCAUACAGCAUAUUACUUAACUCCUGUUUCCAAGCAGCUUCAGAGAUCAACUUCUUUAAGUAAGUUUAGCCUGGAAGCAGUAUCUGUAUGGCUUGAGACCUUUUACCAGCUCUUAAGCAGAGCUGCAAAGCUACUUUCUAAUGAUAAGUACCAAAUGCAGAAUUCCUGACUGUGUAGCUAAAUCAUUUAUCUUAGCUGGCUGCCUGCUCCCUUCCCUUUGAAGAGGGAAGUCAAAGCAGCGCAAUAUGCACUAGUCAUCCUACACCCUGGAUAGAUUUUUCAUGAAUUUUCUGACUGCUUGCAGCCAGUGUAAGGUGUUUCAGAUUGCCACUACACUAAGCAGCAUCAGUAGACACCAUCAUACCUCAGGACACAGUUUUACUGUACUGCAGAAUCAGGUGCUUUCAAACAAAGAAACCAAACCGUUCUACACAGUGACACUGUCACAGAUAGGUUAGUACUCAGUAAUCAGCUUGUUCCUAGAAUUUAAGUCCUGCAAGUAAGAGUAGCUCCAACACUUUUCCAUAAUGCCUUUUCCCAUCGGCCCUUCUACACUUGCACCCAAAUGCAUUAGGAUCUGAAAAUAUAGCCUGGUCAGUCUUACCACACUUUGUUCAUAAUGUGACCAGCUGUCUCACUGUAGCAAAUACAGACUCUUCCCAUUCAAUUACCUCAUGGGACUUCUGUGGCACUUAGUCCAACAAUGCUGCUGUCAGGCUUUACAUGUUUGUUCAACACAAUUCCCUAGCUGGUUCACAUGUUCCUAAAUUUAAGCAAAACCACAACCACCUCAAAUAUCCAAAUACCUUCAUUUAAUUCUUCAGCACAACAGUACAGAAUCACUUUAGAUAUAUCUAAGCAAUAAAAGCUGCUGUGUUAUGCUUUCAUUAGCUCAAAAAGCCCACAUUGUUCAAGAAGGUCUUGCACUUCGAAUUUGUCAAGUGAGAAAUGUGUACUCAAGCAUCCACCCCACUGCAGCCAGUGCCUGCUACUUUCACACCAUUACUUUCAAUAUAAGGUGAGUUUUCCCAGCACAUGGUGAAGUUAGCUGCACUUCCCACCUUUGAGUUCAAGAGCCAAGAUCUACUUUUACUCUAUUUUUGCACAGGUGUAAUUUUGGCUCUCAGCUUCUAUGUUACUUCCUGUUACUAAUAUAGUGAGUUUUAAAGGAAAAGACCAUAGCUAUUUUGAUUUGAUACUUAAAAAUAUAGCAGUUUUGAUACAUACCUGCCCAAGGCUUCCUUCUCUAACUAGAUCAGGGAGGCUGACAAAAGUUUUUACUUACAAAUUUGCUUUGUUUCAUCCUUGGCUAGUCAUGGCUACAAUCUUAACACCAACAUAUUAGUGUUCUCUUUUUGGUGAGGUGCAGCCUUUUGCUAAAAGCCUGAGUCACAGCAUGGUUCACUUUGAGCAUCACACAUCUUGCAGCCCCUCAAGGAAGAAUGGGUAAGCUGUCACAGUUUUCUGCAACUGAGCAAAAUGAGAUUUCCAGAUUUGUAAUGUGUCAAUGUCCUCCCUUCAGUGGAAACCCAGAAGGAAGAGCAGACAAGGCAGAACAGUAAAGCCCCAGGAAAAAUGAGCAGAACCAGCAGCAUGGGAUAUUGGCUGUCUCCCCAGUGCUGCUCCUGUAGCUUUCCAGAGGAGAUAGGGGAGGUCUUCAUACAACCCACAACAGAUUUGUUCAGCGCUUUGCUUUUUUUCCCUUUUAUUUUGGACAUGGCACUAGUGAUAAAGCAGGUUUUGUAGGAAAAACAUCUCGGGGGACUCCUGUUGAUCAAUGAUGCCAGUGCCUAUGAAGGAUAGUGUCUUAUUGUACAGUGCAUCAGAUGUUUAUUUUUAUAUAUACUUAAAAUUUUUUUUCUACGUUUACAGAUUAAGUUAUUUAUAUAUGCUUGGUUUGAAGCGUUUUUAUAUGCUAUCAAAGCUAAGUUUUAUUUUUAUCAGUAUUGUAACUUUUUUUUAAUACAGUCUUCAAUUGAUACUAAAAAGCCUAUUUAUAUGAAUGUUUUCUUUUGCAAAUACAACAUUUCUUGGUACUUGCUAAUGUAUGGCAUCGGUUUGUUUGGAAGAAAGAAACAAAGGCCCAGCAGAUAUCAAAUUUGUUUCUCUACAACAGGCAAAAACCAAUUUCCUGUAAGUUACUGCUGAGCAGCGGAUGAUCAAACCAAUUAUAUUGUAUCACCUACGGUUGCAUCUCUGCUCUUAAAUCAAGGUUGCUAUUUUCAUAUCCACAAUAAAUGGUAUUUUCUACACAA